AGACUAACAAAACUCCGAUGGCCAUCAAUAGAGAAAUGCUUAAUCCAAGAAUAACAUUAAAGAAAUCAAAAUUGAACCUGUUGAGGAGGAAACUAUUUUACCUGAUAACCCGCCUAAAAGUUUGAUUAAACUUCUAACAAGCUGAUUAGAGUCUCAGAUGAUGUUUUACUUUCAAAUCAAUCGGUUGAUAUAACUGUAUCACCUCAGCCAAAACGAAGAAAAGUGGAUUUAGAUAUAAGUGUUAAAGAAAUUUUAACUUCUACUCCAGCCGUAGAAAAUAUAUUACAUGAAUAUGCCAGGACUGAGCUGUUAACACCUGAACAAAGCGAAGCUAUUGUGCGUUCUGUUGUUGACUUUUAUGUACGCAAUAAACUGAUUAUGACUAUAUCACGAUGUAAAGAAAUUGCCGAAGAAAUAUUACAACUAUUUCCCACGGAAUGUUUGGAUUUUUAUUUUAUACAAGAUAAUAAAACUAGAUCGCCAAAAGGUAAAAUUUGGGAAUAUUUUCAAGAAUGUAAACGUUCAGUACGCAAAGCUCAGACCUUUAAGUCUAGACAGGAAAUAUUGAAAAAUGAUUGUUCUAUAAGUGAUGAUGAGGAAGUUUCAAAUAAAAGUGAAGAUUGGUCUGAUAUGCAAGCGAUAUGUUCCCGAAUGAAACAUAUUAACGAUGAAAAAGAAUUAUUUGAAAAAUGGAAAGAAUCAUUUGCUUUUAGACGUCAUCAAUUGCAGACUGGUUGGUUUAGCAAUUGGAAGUUAUAUUUCGAUGAAUAUCCAUUUUGUAAACAACAAAAUUAUGCAGAAUUCAUUGAAUCUGAUUUACAAAUGCUUUAUCCUAAACUAAAGUUUAGUGACUUUUUAUGGAAUGAAUUUAUGGAAAAAUUCCCUAAAUUCUUCUUGAAUCGUAUAAAACAUGUUAAAUCAAAACAAUUAUUAGAUCAACUAAUUGCUAUGGAAAAUAUGUCUUCUUAUAAGGAUUAUGUUGCCAUUAAAGUUUUCGACAUUUUACACGCCAUUCUAAAUACCUAUAAUAACAAAUCACAAAGUAUAGAAGAAGCCCAACGCAAGUUUUCCGUUGAAGUAGCCGAUCUAUCCGAUCUUAAGAAAGUCGUUAUAGAACGCAAAAGAUAUUGUACCGAUAAUAAUAUACAAGCUAAACCCUAUAUAGCUGUUGUGGGUAAAAAUAAAACCUAUAGUAAUUUUUCGGUUAUUUUGGAUUCAACUGGUUUUAGUUGUGAUAAUUAUAAGGAUUCUUUGAUUUUAUGUUUUAAUUUAUAUCUCUUCUUUGAAAUAAGUUUUCCCCUAGAAUCUUUAAAUGUUUGGACAUUUAUACAGAAAUAUUUCUUUAAUAAACCACCCUUAGUUAGUAAUCAAAGAGUUGAUAGUUUUAUCAAUGAAAUAAAGGAGAAAAAAAGAAAUACAUCUAUUGAUAACUGACUUAGGCGUCGUUUACGGUAUAAUAAGUAAACUUAAUUAUAAGUUGUAAGAUAUAAUAAACACUAAUGAAUAAA
Molecule: messenger RNA, 1508 nt
Organism: Lucilia sericata (common green bottle fly)
Lineage: Eukaryota; Metazoa; Arthropoda; Insecta; Diptera; Calliphoridae
Exons: 6
Coding region: 379-1434 (351 amino acids)
Source: RefSeq, a predicted model, not a curated record